AGAAGAUGGAGAGAUGAUGGAGAGAAGAUGGAGAGAAGAUGGAGAGAUGAUGGAGAGGUGAUGGAGAGAAGAUGGAGAGAAGAUGGAGAGAAGAUAAAGUUUGUUCAUCUCACGUCCACAUGAAGAAAACAGUCACAUCCGUUUCCUGAACAGCAGCGUCAUGUUGGCCAGGAAGGGUCUCCUGCCGGACGGCUUCCUGCUGACCCGUCUGGCUGAGGACCAGAACCAGCCGAACCGCAGCCGGUCUCGAUCUCAGCGAGCUCGCUUCAUCACCAAGACUGGAUCCUGCAACGUGGCUCACAAGAACAUCAUGGAGCAGGGUCGGUUCCUGCAGGACGUCUUCACCACCAUGGUGGACCUGAAGUGGCAGCACUCCCUCCUCAUCUUCACUUCGGCCUUCCUCUGUUCCUGGAUGCUCUUCGCCAUGAUCUGGUGGCUCUUGGCCUUUGCCCAUGGAGACCUGGAGCCACGUGACCCUGACGGCGAGCCGGGCCCCGUCCCCUGCGUCACCGCCAUCCACUCCUUCACCUCCGCCUUCCUCUUCUCCAUUGAAGUCCAGGUGACCAUCGGUUUCGGAGGCAGGAUGGUGACGGAGGAGUGUCCCCUGGCCAUCACCGUGUUGAUCAUCCAGAACAUUCUGGGGCUCAUCAUCAACGCUGUAAUGCUUGGCUGCGUCUUCAUGAAGACAGCUCAGGCCAACCGCCGCGCAGAGACACUCAUCUUCUCCAGAAAUGCCGUCAUCGCACCUCGAAACGGUCGGCCGACCUUCAUGUUCAGAGUCGGAGACCUGAGGAAGAGUAUGAUCAUCUCUGCCACUGUCCAGCUGCAGGUGAUCCGACGGACGGUCACGGCGGAGGGCGAGGUGAUCCCUGUGUGUCAGCUGGACAUCCAGGUGGAGAAUCCUCUGAGGAGCAAUGGCAUCUUCCUGGUUUCUCCUCUGAUCAUCAGCCACACCAUGGAGAGAGGGAGCCCCCUCUACGAGCUGUCCGCCCAGUCGCUGGCGGGAGAGGACCUGGAGAUCAUCGUCAUCCUGGAAGGCGUAGUGGAGACCACAGGGAUCACCAUGCAGGCUCGCACCUCCUACACCCCCGAGGAGAUCCUGUGGGGGAGGCGCUUCGUCUCCAUCAUAACGGAGGAGGAAGGUCGCCACUGCGUUGACUACUCCAAGUUCGGCAACACGGUCCCCGUCCGGAUGUCGUCUCUCAGCGCCAAGGAGCUGGACCAAACCAGAGGCGUCCAGGAGGGGGGGUCCGAGACACAGCUGCAGGGGUGGGGGUUGGUUCGAGCUGGCAGAGGAGGUUUCCGCAGAGGAGGCAGAGCCUGCGACAGCUCCGCCCCUCAGCCAUGGUAUGCCCAAUCAGAUAAACCGGAGAGAGUGGCGGAGCAGAAUGGACAAAAGAAGACGGUGCAGCUGGAGGUCAUCGGACGACAGAUGGAAGAGGACAGACUGGGAGACACGAGUGACUGAAACAGUCCCAGGACAAAAUGUCAACAAACACAAUCAUCUGAUGGACCCUGAUGCCCUGAAUGAACGAUGGUGUAUAAACAAUAGAUACAAGAUAAAUAUAAAUGUACGAUGAAUAUAAGAUUAUUUCAUAGGCUUUUACUUGAUUAAGUUAUUUUCUUCUAAAUAUGAUCGGAGACGAUGCUGAUGACUUUGAGUGACUGUGAUUAAACUUCGAUCCUCCGUGUUGUGGAAACUGUUCUGAUCGAUGGUCACCUCGUCAGUGAAGACAGAGUUCAGGAGUCUUUUAACGUCUGGUGCUGAAAUAUUUCUUGAAGCUURACGAGGAGGAAAUCAGAAUUCAUCCACACAACAUCUGAGCAUGAAGCUCUCUCACACUCUGAAGUCUGCUGCUGCCGUCACACUCCAACAGAUCAUUUCAUCUGUGGUCUGCUCGUUCCUCUCAAGUGUAGCUUCUGGUUCUGGAGACAGUGUCUGGUCACAGUCUCGUAUCUGUGAUGUCCAGGGAGGGAAGCCUUUGACCUUCACCAAGCUCUCACACUUCUCAAACAGCCUGUUGCCCCAGAGAGGACACCAUGAGAGGACACGAGACAGUGUCUACGACAAGACAGUCGGGAUGAGACGUAAAGUUAGUGCUGUUGUUGUUGUUGUUGUUGUUGUUGUUGUUGUUGUGUUUCCUCCUCCGAUAUAGUUUCACAUAAACUGUAACAUUUGCUCAUGAGUCAUAAUGAAUAUUAUUAAUAAUGUAUGAAAAUAUGUAUAUCA
Paralichthys olivaceus (Japanese flounder) is the source of this 2230-nucleotide messenger RNA. It is a transcript of the gene kcnj11l, whose product is annotated as potassium inwardly rectifying channel subfamily J member 11, like. Lineage: Eukaryota; Metazoa; Chordata; Actinopteri; Pleuronectiformes; Paralichthyidae. The record is from RefSeq and is a predicted model, not a curated record. Gene Ontology annotation, molecular function: inward rectifier potassium channel activity. Gene Ontology annotation, biological process: regulation of monoatomic ion transmembrane transport; potassium ion import across plasma membrane. Gene Ontology annotation, cellular component: plasma membrane.